AUGAAUAAUUCUCGUCAUAACGUCCCUGGAAAAGCUCCCCAAGCUCCGUAUUCAAAGGUGGCCAAGACGCAGAGUCAUAAGAAGCCAUCGUUAAUCACAAAGAUCAAGUCAUUCUUCAACAAUGAAAACUUUAAUCCGCACAAGUCUUUGAAUCUCGUGGAAACCCGUCAUUAUGGAAUAGUACGCACACCAGGAGGGUUUUACAAUCAACCCGUGAAGGAUUUGGUGGUAACAAAACGCCGACUUCAAGAACCCGAACAAAACUUAGAGAAUAGCCAAGUUGAUGAUUUUGACGAAGCCAAUGCCUCUAACUCAGCGCUUGCGACCUUUUUCCGUGAAAAGGGAGGGAAGCCUUUAAGCGACGUGGAAUACGAGGGCGUUAUGUCAUUGAUGAGAAAAGGUAGAGAAGUCUCAUCUGAUCCCUACCCAAUGAGCGAGUUCACUGCGGAAGCGUCCCAUAUGCAAGAAGAACACUCGGCGGUGCUAAAAUCUGCGACCUACGCUCGCGACGCAUCUGUCAAAACGCCAUCAUUCAUCCCAAAAUACGACGACAUUUCUGAUACCGCAAACUCGUCAUUGAGAAGCAUUUCGUCAACUAGCUUGAAGAAAGCUCGCGUGUUUGACUACUCGAAUCUUCCUUCGCCGUACGGUUCAAGCUCCUAUCGACACAGUGCUGCUGAUGUUGCCGACAAAAAAAGAGCUAGAACCGCUGACGAUCAUAUUGUAAGGAGCGAAAACCCGGCUAUGCAUAAACUGAGUAAUACGGCAUCUGCCCUGAUAUCACUUUUGGAUUCAGGAGAACACAAAUCACAGCCAUCAGGUCUUGCAAAUCCCUACACCAGCCGCGUUUCAGAAUUCAAGAAGUUCAAGAAGCCGGCGAACUCCCAAAACGCGGUUCCUAUGACACCAUCGAAAGGUGAUAACAAAGCCCCAGCCAGUUCGAUCGCUCUAAGCGAGGUCCAGCUCGACGAAGGAGAGGAUAAUGCUAAUGUUGAGAAGACUACAACGCCUCAACAAUUCGCAAAAUACAAACCUGCGAAAGCUUCGUCACUACGCACUACAGUUUCAGCACCGAAGUCUCCCGAGAAGACUGCGAACGAAGCUCAACCUAUUUCAAGUGCUGUCCCACAAUCAAGGGAUUUCAAGUUUUCUUACGACAAGCCAUAUACAGAUGAAACUUCAAAUGAUCAAGGAUUGGGCUCGAAAUCACAAGUUCCGAUGUUUUCAAAUUCUGCGGCAUCAAAGCGCAACACGCCCGAGAAUAGCUCUAACAGCGCUGAAAUAUCUACAUCAAAGAAUAGCGCUCUUAAAUCCAGGCAAGGAGAAUCGAGUGCAACUACGGCUCCAUUCACCUUCAACUUAAGAGAACAGUUAACUGCUCGUGGUGGUUAUGAUCAAACUCCCAAUAGCUCCAAGCUAGACAAGGAGGCGCCUCCAGGACCUAACUAUUUAUUUGGCUUUUUGCCUCCUCCUGAUUCCGGGAUCAAAGCAGCAUCUAUCAAUCUCAAGCUGGCCGAAUCCUUGCGAGGUACAUUUCCAUUCUGA
Molecule: messenger RNA, 1545 nt
Organism: Lachancea nothofagi CBS 11611
Lineage: Eukaryota; Fungi; Ascomycota; Saccharomycetes; Saccharomycetales; Saccharomycetaceae
Source: the annotation of a GenBank genome assembly